GAUGGCCAUAAACUACUCACCGAAUAUGGCUUGUCCACCUACAACGACCACCAAACUAUAACCAUCCAGGAAAUGCCAGAAAAGGCUCCUGCUGGUCAAUUACCAAGAUCGAUCGAAAUCAUCCUCGAUGAUGAUCUAGUAGAUAUAGUCAAACCUGGCGACAGAGUCCAAAUCGUUGGGAUUUAUAGAACCUUGGGUGCUGGCCAAAAUAACAUCUCCUCUUUUAAAACCAUCAUAAUAGCCAACUCAAUCUAUCCAGUCCACACAAGAUCUUCCGGUGUCUCAGCAAUCCAAAAAAUCACUGAUCAUGACGUUAAAAACAUCAAUAAAAUCUCUAAAAGAAAAAACAUUUUCAAUUUGAUCUCUCAAUCUCUAGCUCCUUCAAUCUACGGCCAUGAAUAUAUCAAAAAAGCUGUCUUGUUACUACUAAUGGGUGGUGUAGAGAAAAAUCUCGACAACGGCUCCCAUUUAAGAGGUGACAUCAAUAUUCUAAUGGUUGGUGACCCAUCAACUGCCAAAUCCCAAAUCCUAAGAUUCGUCCUCAACACUGCUCCAUUAGCCAUUGCAACAACUGGUAGAGGUUCCUCUGGUGUAGGUUUGACUGCGGCUGUUGCAACAGACAAGGAAACAGGUGAACGUAAGCUAGAGGCAGGUGCAAUGGUUCUAGCUGAUCGUGGAAUUGUCUGUAUCGAUGAGUUUGAUAAAAUGAAUGAUAUCGAUCGUGUUGCUAUCCACGAAAUUAUGGAACAGCAAACUGUCACAAUUGCCAAAGCUGGUAUCCAUACCUCCUUAAAUGCCAGAUGUUCGGUCAUCGCUGCUGCUAAUCCAGUUUAUGGUCAAUAUGAUGUUCACAAAGACCCCCAUAAAAACAUUGCCUUACCCGAUUCCCUAUUGUCUCGUUUUGAUUUGCUAUUUGUUGUCACUGAUGAUAUCGACGAUCAAAGAGAUCGUAAAAUUGCUAACCACGUCUUAAAGAUUCAUCGCUACUUGAAAAAUGGUUAUGCAGAAGGUGAACCCAUAAGAGAGAUGGAAAACUUGACUCUAUCUGUCGGUAAUGAUAAUUAUACCAACAAUAACGAUGACCUAUUAGAUAACGAUACUUCCUCCUACGAUAAAAUCUUUGAAAAAUUCGAUCCUUUAUUACAUGGCGGUGCUGAAGAAAAUUACAGAAAGACUCAUAAUUACAAUUCAACCAGAAAACCUCUUCAGGUCGAAAUUUUAAAAUUACAAUUUAUUAAAAAAUAUAUUCAAUAUGCCAAGGAUAGAAUAAAACCAAAAUUAACUUCCAGAUCUAAAAAUUACAUUAUAAAUACAUUUGCUUCCUUAAGAAAUGACGUCCUAACUAACAACGCAAGAAAGACUUCUCCAAUAACUGUUAGAACCCUUGAAACUUUAAUUCGUCUUGCAACUGCUCAUGCUAAAGUCAGAUUAUCACAAAGAAUUGAAGUUAAAGAUGCAAAAGUAGCAGAAGAAAUUCUAAGGUACGCUUUAUUUAAAGAAGUUGUAAAAAGAACAAGAAAAACUAAAAAAAGAAAAACUAAUAAUGUUGCCAAAGAUUCUAAAGAUCCUGAAGAUUUAGAUAGUGAAAGUGAAGAUGAGGACGAAGGAGUAGAAGAGUUGCAAAAUAAUAUUACAGAUAUUAAUCUUAAUCAAAAUGGAAAUAGCAGUCAGAAUAAUAUCUCAACUCGUAGCCAAAGAACUACUCGUCAACGUAAUGUUUCAAGUGCAUUAAAUACUCCAAGAAAACAACCAUUAGGCGAAUCAAACGUUCAGCAACAAACUCCUCAACGACAGCCCCAAUUCCAAGAUCGUACACAGAGCCCAGAGGAAGUUUUUCAAGAGGAAAUUUCUCCUUCCAGAUUAGACAAAAUAAUAAGAAUAAUAGCAAGAUUGAGAAAUACUGACUUGUUUGAAAACGAAAGUUGCCCAUCAAAUGAUUUACUAAGCUCGAUUAAUUUAGAGUUAUCAACCGAAGAACACUAUUCGCUUGGCGAGUAUAAACAAGCAUUAAAGAAAAUGGAAGAUAGAAAUUUGGUUAUGGUUGCCGAUAAUAAAGUAUGGAGUGUUUGAUUUAUUUGAAUAAUUUAUGAGAUUUGGCCUUUAAUUUUUGAUAUCCUUUUAUUAUUUUUUUUUU
Ascoidea rubescens DSM 1968 is the source of this 2134-nucleotide messenger RNA. It is a transcript of the gene MCM3, whose product is annotated as MCM DNA helicase complex subunit MCM3. Gene Ontology annotation, biological process: DNA replication; DNA strand elongation involved in DNA replication; mitotic DNA replication initiation. The transcript has a single exon. Bases 73 to 2070 code for a protein of 665 amino acids. Gene Ontology annotation, molecular function: single-stranded DNA binding; ATP binding; single-stranded DNA helicase activity. Gene Ontology annotation, cellular component: nucleus; MCM complex. NCBI's taxonomy places the organism in Eukaryota, Fungi, Ascomycota, Saccharomycetes, Ascoideales, Ascoideaceae. The record is from RefSeq and is a predicted model, not a curated record.